AUGCAGUUUGCGGGACAGGUGCGCCUGAUGAUGAUCCAGGCUGGUUGUGUGGAGAUGAAGCUGUGUCUGCCUGUCCUGCUGCUGCUGGCCGCCUGCCGCCUGGCAACAGCCGAGGAGCCCAGUCCCACUCCAGUGGUCGUGGAUGCUGACGCCCCCGGUCCCAGGCAGGAGGAGCAGAGGGAGGAGGGGGAGGCGCAGGGCUGCGGGGGAGGCCGGGCGUUCAGCCCCGCCGCGCAGCGGGCGGUAGGGGGCGCCAUCGAGCGGCUGGGCGUGCAGCUGCUGGAGAAACUUCCCUUUGGCCCCCAGCAGCCAAACGUCAUCGUGUCCCCUCUGAGCCUGGCGCUGGCCCUGGCUCAGCUCGCCUUAGGCGCCCGCAACGAGACGGAGCGGCUGCUGCUGGGCGGCCUCCACGCCCACGGCCUGACCUGCUACCACCACGUCCUGGGCGGCCUGAUCCCGCAGCUCAGCAACACCUCGCUGGAGGUGGCGACGCGCACCUACCUGAGACCAGGUUUUGAGGUGAAGCUGUCCUUCAUGGAGGAAUCUCUGGCCAGGUACCGGGCGUCGCCCGCCCCCCUGCUCUCUGUGGAGGAGGUCAACCAGUGGGUGGAAAACGCCACCAGCGGCCACAUCGCCAACUUCCUGGAGAGCAUCCCACAUGACGUGGUGCUCAUGCUCAUCAACGCCAUGUACUUCAAAGGUGAGUGGCAGACCCGUUUCGACGCCCAGGCGACCUCCAAGAGCAUCUUCUACCUGGACAACCAGAACUCGGUGUGGGUGGACAUGAUGAAGUCUGCUCAGUAUCCUCUGCGCCUGAUGUUCGAGUCCCAGCUGCAGGCUCAGGUGGCCAGUUUUCCCUUUAAAGGUAACACCAGCUUCCUGGUCGUCAUGCCGCUGCCCGGCAAAGGAAACGUCUCCUCGGUGCUUCCCAAGCUCAACAUCUCUGACCUCUACACACGGCUGCCGCAGGAGGAAACCAUGCAGGUCAACCUGCCCAAGGUCAAGCUGCAGUACCGCCAGGAUCUGCAGGAGGCGCUCACUAGCAUGGGUUUAGGAUCUCUGUUUUCGGGCCCGGACCUCUCGGGAAUCUCUGACAGGCCCCUGAAGGUGACAGGAGUCCGUCACGCCAGCACGGUGGAGCUGAGCGAGGAAGGCGCCGAGGCAUCCGCCACCACCGUUGUGACCGCCCUGCGCUCCAUCUUCACCUUCUCUGUCAACUCUCCCUUCAUCUUCGCCCUCGUCGACGACACCUCCCUGGCCCCCAUCUUCCUCGGCGUCGUCACCAACCCCGCCCCCGACGACGCCCCCAUGGCAAAUGACGACCCUCGCAUCAACAGCACCCUGAGCGACCCGCCCGUUAAGGACAGUGACGGGAAAGUUGAGGUGGAUAACGAACAGAACGACGAGGCGUUUAACAACAGCGAGCCCCUGCAGGGAAGUGCAGCGCCGCCGUGUGGUAACCAGGUGCUGAGAGGGAGCACCUGCAGUCUGUAA
Molecule: messenger RNA, 1494 nt
Organism: Myripristis murdjan (pinecone soldierfish)
Lineage: Eukaryota; Metazoa; Chordata; Actinopteri; Holocentriformes; Holocentridae
Gene: serpinf2a
Product: serpin peptidase inhibitor, clade F (alpha-2 antiplasmin, pigment epithelium derived factor), member 2a
Exons: 9
Coding region: 1-1494 (497 amino acids)
Biological process (GO): negative regulation of endopeptidase activity
Molecular function (GO): serine-type endopeptidase inhibitor activity
Source: RefSeq, a predicted model, not a curated record